AAGCAUAAUGAUCUUAGACAGGCGGCGGAGAAGUCCCUAGAGGAACUCAAAGGCAUUAGGGCGACGAGCGAAGCCCAACUUGCCGCCGGUACGCUCAGGCUUUCUAGAAUGACCUGCGGGUAUUGGGAUGCUGAUGGUGGAUUCGCUAGAACUGUCCCAGAGGGUCAACUUCGUCAACCCUUUCAUUAUAGCGUGUGGCACGAAGAACGCGAAAUUCACCGGGAUAGCUAUUGUCUGCCUGUCGCGUCUCAUCCUCGUUACCGCGCUACCCCGAUCUAAGCUGAGCCCGGCCUUAGAAGCCCUGCGUGAGGCUACGUCCGCUGGCCUCGACGUUCAGCUCAAGAUUUUACAGGCGCUGCCUUCUUUACUCCAGAAUUAUUCGAAAGAGAUCCAGGGCGACCUUCUAGUUACCGCUUUGAAUAUCUGUUUCAUCCUGCAGACCACCAAGAAUGGGAUUGUCAGUAAUACAUCCGCCGCCACUCUCCAGCAGCUCGUCACAACGGUUUUCGAAAAAGUAACAGUAGAGGACAAAUCUCUCUCUGACGCGAGUUACGUUGGUGAAGCCCCGACCGGAGAUGGGAAUAUCCAGCUUCAGGCCGCGUCCAUGGACGCCUACCGCAUCUUCAAUGAUAUCUGCCUGAUGACGGAGGGCCAUAGGCCCGAGUAUCUCCGGUUCCCUGGCCGCCCUCAGACCUUUGGCCUGGAGCUGAUAGAAUCUGUUCUGAGUCAGCAUGCUGCCAUCUUCGCCAAGUCCCAACAUCCCGAGCAGGUGCAUAUACUUCGCACGAGGGUGAUGCCUUUCAUCAUCAAGGCACUCUCUAAAAAGCCGAAUUUUGCGAUAUCCGUUCGGCUCGUACGGAUUUUAUUGACCUUGUUGAGGAAGAAUCUGGAGGUUUUACCAUCGGAGAGCGGGGAUGCACUCGACACGCUUACCCAACUUCUGGAUCAAGACGCGGUUGCCUGGAGGAGAGCACUGUGCAUGGAGGUCUUCCAUGCUGUAUUCUCCGAGCCUCCUCUCCUGAGGCGUAUCUUUGCCCUCUUCGACGCCAAAGAAGGAGAAAAGGACAUCUUGAAAAAUCUCACUGCUACAUUCGUCAGGGUUAGCACAGAGAAGCCUCUUGUAAUUGGUCUUGGUCAUCAAUCCGCGAUCCCGGCUGCGAACCCUUAUGCUGGUCUCGGGGGCUCAUCCGACCAAGCGAUGUUAGAGGCCAGCGGCGUCACCGGAAUCAUCAGUGGAUCGGUCAGCGACAGCCACAACACCGGUAUUAGCUCCCAGUGGAGCACGGUUAGAGUCGCUUGCAUCGACCAGCUCGACAAAACCGAGCCUCCGCCAAUCCCAGAGUCCUACGUCUACGCAUUGACUCUGUCUUGCAUUACGUCGCUGUCUGAAGGACUGGCUAAGUUCGUCUUACCGCUCACGGUACCCCCGGACGGUCGAUCUCGUCGGCGGAACACCAAGCAGCCAGAACUUGGCAGAGAAUCCCCCGGUCCAACCGAAGUAGACGAUGUCAAUGCGCCGAAGCCGGUCCUGGAGAAGACUGCGUCCUUGAUUACACUUGAGAGGUCCGGUUCGUUCAAGAAGAAUCCCGUGCCCCUUAACCCUCUGGCCAUCAAGGACCACCCCCUUCACGGAGAGAUCAAGCUAUGCGCGGCCAUUAUCGAGGAAUGUUGGCCGGCUAUCCUCGCGACAUGUUCCACCUUCCUCUAUGCCGCUCUCGACUCGGAAUAUUACCACAGCCUCGUCCGCGCCUUUCAGAAAUUUGCGCACGUCGCAGGGUUGCUUCACCUUAAAACUCCCCGGGACGCUUUCUUAACUACCCUGGGAAAAGCAUCUGUGCCACCCAAUGUAUUCACUGCUUCCCUUAAUAUCGGUUCAUCCAAGCCAGCAGCGGCCAGCCCCCCCGCCGAGACACCUAAAAGUAUCCUAGGGAACGCCAAGGGCCUUCUCAGUGUUGAUAGUCUGGUGACUCCAGUGGGUGCUGCCGGCGAGCGACAGAGGCAGGCGUCUAUGGAUGCCAACACUAUACCGCAAACGUUGAAUACUCGGAAUCUACUCUGUCUGAGAGCACUUCUGAAUUUGGGGAUAGCCCUGGGGCCGACACUUAGCUCGUCUUGGACCAUUGUGUUGGAAACGCUUCAGCAGGCUGAUUUCGUUCUAUUCACGACUGGAAAGUCACCUGGGAGAACCCCGAUUGCUGGUAAAGGCCCAGAUCCAAGGGCCGAGAACGAAGCUGCUUCGCUCUUGGAAAAUUUCAGCGCCGAAAUAAGGGCUGUCGAGACUGCCGCGUCCAGACUCUUUGAAAGCACCGUUGAUUUCCCGAAUGGAGCUUUCGUGGAAGUUGUUGAUGCUGUAUGCAGCCUAUUGGACCAGCAGCUUGAAUCAGCUUCCGAACCGUCAAGUCGGCCGCAGUCAUCGCUUUCUUUAACAUCACCAGGACAAGGCCUCCGGACGCCGACAGGCCAACACCGGAAACUUAUCGGCACACCUGGCGCGGCUUCUAUGGGUCCCAAUCAAGAGGACCUGUUCACCCUCGCAAAGAUUGGUGAAAUCGCUACCAUCAAUAUUGAGAGGCUUCUAAGCCAUUCUCCAGAUGUUUCUGGAUGGACGCGCAUUACUUCCCAACUAGUUGCCACGCUUGGCUCCGUCUCCCUAUCGGUCCAAAUCCGUAGUUGCGCCGCCGAUAUCCUCGUGCAACUCGUCUCGGACGCUGCUAAAGCGGCUAGUGGUGUCAACGAUCAGACUCGGAGUAUGGUUCAGCUUCGCUUGCUAGAGGCCCUUCGAAAUUCACUGUUACCAUUGCAAAUGGAAGACCGGGCAGCUUCCGUGGCCAGUCACGCGGUAGAUGUUGAUAUACAUAAAAUCAUACUGGAAGGCCUCAAGGCUCUUCUCGACGAUUGCGGGGACUCUCUUCUCAGCGGUUGGGAAAUAACGUUUGAGAUUAUUGGCAGCAUCUUCAUCCCAAGGAGAUUUGGCAACGAUGGUUCGCGUGACACCACUAGCCAGGCUCUUACCCUCACGACACGAUCCAGCAAGCUCAUUAGAUCUGCGUUCAGUUCACUACAGUUAAUAUGUUCCGACUUCCUCGCAUCGUUUCCCGGGUCGUGUUUCCUCAUUCUAGUCGAUACCCUGUACAAGUUCUGUUCCCAGGAUGACGAUUUAAACAUCGCAUUAACGACUGUCACGCUCUUCUGGGUCCUCUCCGACUUUCUAUCCGGGAGGAGCAGGUCAUUGCUAAUAACUGAUAGCCUGGUUGAAGAUGCAGACGAGCGCUCGUUAGUGCGGAAAGCGUCAAACGCAGAGGACGAAUCUUCAGAUGCGGCUCUAUGGAUGCUUCUUCUGCUGAGGCUAACUACUGUGACUUCUGACGAACGAUUAGACUUGAGGAAUAGUGCAAUCCAAACGCUAUUGCGAAUAUUUGAUGCAUAUGGGGAGAAACUAGACCCCGAGGCAUGGUCGGUCUGCAUCAAAUCAGUAAUUUUCAAGCUUCUCUCGUCAAUUGAGACAGAACUGGAGUCUGUCGGCAAGCCUGAGAUAGACGAAAAGAUCCGCCACGACUGGCAUGACACCGCCGUGGUAGUAUUGAAUGGGAUUUCCGGCCUCCUUGCUAAUUACCUCGACGUGCUGACGGUCCAUUCAACAUUCAACUCGUAUUGGCAGCAACUUCUGGGCCACUUUGCCCUUCUCCUCGAUUUCCAAGUCUUGGAGAUCAGCACGGCAACUUUCAAAGCACUUGCUCAGAUACUUUCGCAAAGUCAAGUGAGCACGAGUCAGAAUUUCAACAAAACCACGAUCGAUCUAGCAUGGGACCUGUGGUCUCGCGGUGUCCCGGUGUCCAAGGAUAGCAACCUCGGCAAGACUACAGACAACCAGUUCUGCCUGCUUGCCUAUGUCGCCGCGUUACGCGACGUAUACCGUCUGACGCAGGCCGACCUGACAGUUGAUCGUAUUCGUCGCAUGCUCACACUGUUGCGAGAGGUCAUGCAAGUAGCCACCCCCGGGGCAUACGUGGCUGACAUCGAUCUCGUCACACCUCUACAAGGGCAAGUCUUGGAAGUAAUCAAGAUGCUUCGAACAGACCUGCCCGGGGCGCCGUCCGCAUUGAUAUCCCAGACCGCCGAGUUUAUCUCUCUCGCUUUUCCGGAGAAAUAUGACGUGUCAAAUCAGCGAAGCGCGCAGAAACGGACCUACGUUGCCAUGUCCCGAGCUAGCAUGCUUAUUCUUCAAUCCCUCAUAACAGAUCACGCAUCUGAUGCGAAUAUAUAUAGCGAUGGUGCGUUUCUGGCCGCGUUAACGGCCCUGUCGAGGCCCAUAAUACUCAAGUACGGAUUCCCGAUCAUCACGAAAUCGGAUCAGCCCUGGAAGCAAUCGACAAUAUCCGCCUUAGCCAUCCUUGAAGCUACGCUUCCACACCUCCAGAAACUCGACAUUUCACGGCCGGACCUGCAAAACAUCUGGGAGAUGAUAGUCGCUAUUGCCAAUGGGAUCACCAACGCAGACUGUGAUGCGCCGCCGGAUCGCGUAAAUAUUGCGGAAGACGAGGACUUCGACGUUGCCUCGUUUCUGAAGCUCAGAGGGCUUAUUAUCCCCGCACUUGGCGCGGAGAUUAUACCGGACAAGACUCGAAUGGUUUUCGCAGAAAACCUAUUCCGAAUGUCCAUCAUACAUACCCCUGCUCCCGUAGAGGCUUCCCUCAUCUACGGAACCGGUGGAGGCGGCGUAGGUGGGCUGACAAGCCUAUAUAAGAUUAGAAAAGGCCGUACCAUCGACCCGCCUACUACCAAACGCGAGAAGAUGGGUUACAUCUGCCUGGACGAGUUGUUUGCGCUGGUGGCUAACGACGAUUCAACCACGCCCCGGAUAACAGUUCAGCCACCAACGCCAGCUUUCCCGCCGCCCAACGCGUCGGCAGCGGUCAAGGCCCCCUUCGUAUCUCCUCGCAGCCUAAAUAUCCGGUUGGCUAGAGUGACGGCGCCGUAUCUAAUCCUGCGCGCGGCCUUGACAUUGAGGACUUACAUUGCUGACCAACCGUUGCGCGGACACAUGCCGCAGCCGUGGAGUCUGCGCAAGGAGCUGGCUCGGAUCCUCGAGCGGCUCGUCGAUCUCAGAAGCGAGCCGGACGCCAUACCCAACACCCCCAAUGUCGAGAGCGAGAGUCGUAAGCAUCUGCUUCGCCUCUACCCGCUGCUGGUGAACGCCGCUGGGGUUUCCGGGGCCAGCGGGGACGAAGAUGUGCUGCAACAACUGACGCGGGCGUUGGACGUUGUCGGUUCCGAACUAGGAUUGUGACAGUUGGUUGCAUUCGGGGGUCCGGAGACCUUUUCAGGCGUUCUGGGGACAUGCGUCUAUUAGACCUGGGAGUGUCUGGCGAUGUUAGAAUUGAUCUCUGAUAUUAAUUCCGAGUGGACAUACAUCAUUCCCUCCUGACAGGUUAG
Molecule: messenger RNA, 5433 nt
Organism: Durotheca rogersii
Lineage: Eukaryota; Fungi; Ascomycota; Sordariomycetes; Xylariales; Xylariaceae
Exons: 5
Coding region: 128-5287 (1719 amino acids)
Source: RefSeq, a predicted model, not a curated record